This is a messenger RNA of Gekko japonicus, 741 nucleotides long. It is a transcript of the gene MICALCL, whose product is annotated as MICAL C-terminal like. The transcript has 6 exons. Bases 1 to 636 code for a protein of 211 amino acids. The record is from RefSeq and is a predicted model, not a curated record. Lineage: Eukaryota; Metazoa; Chordata; Lepidosauria; Squamata; Gekkonidae.
AUGAAGUUCCUGUGCCUGAGCCGGGAUGGUGUGAGGGUAGGAAUCCCACUCCCAACCUUCGAUGGGGCAUCGCUGGUGCCAACACCGGAGGCAAAAAAACCACUGAGAAGAAAUAGAAAGUUGGAAAAGGAAACAAAGCAACUGUUUAAACAAGAACAACUAAAAAGGCUCCAUAAAGCACAGGCUAUCCAGCGGCAACUGGAGGAAGUAGAGGAGAAGCAACGAGCCCUGGAGGUGUUUGGCAUUCAGCUAGAGAGAGAACUGCGAGGAGAAUCAGAUUCAGGCACACAAGAUGAAACUCAGCUGUUACAUGAAUGGUUUGAGCUGGUAUCAGAGAAGAAUAAAUUAAUGCGCUGUGAAUUUGAACUCUUGAUCAGAGCCAAAGAGCUUGAAUUAGAGGAUCAUCAAAGCCGACUGGAGCAGAAACUGAGAGAAAAAAUGGCCGCUAAUGACAGUUUGGAUAUUGAAAAGGAUCUGAGUGAUGAGUAUGAAACUUUUGAUGAGAUGAUGAAAAUGGUUGAAGAAAGAGAUAAGCUUAUAUCUUCCCUAGAAGAACAGAGGAUAGAGGAAGAAGGUGAAGAUUGGCCCUUAGAAAAGUCUGUGUUGUCCAGAGGAUACCAAUUCAGCCGGACUUGAAGUAAUUCUAGACAAAUCCUUGCUCUUUCAACAUUGUGAACACCACCAAUGGAAGAUUGUUAGAAUCUUAUUGUAGAGGAAGGAAUUAUGAACUGCAAUUGCAUG